UGUUGUCCAGGAACAAUCACAUUGUGUUGGUGAAUGGGGGCUUGUGAGCUCACCGGCCACAAGGCGGGUGCUGCGAUGAGAAACCAGGCAGACUAGAGAACUAGUGGCGCUGCUGAGCGCGCAGAGACUCCCCCCGUUCGCGACCGCAAACCGGGAUCGCGUCUCCAAAUGAACCGGGGCAGGGUACGGGUGCUCUAGAACCGAGAUUUGGAGGGUUGUUUUCUUUCUCCCCAGACAAACGCGGUAGGAGAUCAUUUGAACAGUGUUUUAUUGCGGUGUGAAACGUGUCUGGUGGUUCCAGUCUCCACAACCGAGGCUUGGGGUUGGGGUUUGGGCUCUGGUCCUGUGAGCCGAGCGGGACAUCACCCAUCAGGGGACGGGCUCGAUGCGCGCUUAGACGUGCAGACAUGGGAGCCAAACAGAUGAAAUGUCUUAGCUCCGCCAGCCCGGCACACUCCCCUAAAGAAGAGUAUGCAGAGGCCCAGUUCGCCUCCACUGACAGCCCCCCAGAAGAAUGUGUCAAACCUCCAUCCAGCCAGCCGGGGGGGCCCGGGGUGGAGAAACCAGAGCUGACGGACAAGAAAUGCAACGCCGGAGAGGUGGUUCUCUGUGGGCUGUGUCCGAGCCUGGGGCAGGACGCGCCGGAGGAGGAGGGGCGACCCUGGGAGGAGCAGUUGGAGACCCACCAGGAGCAGCUGGAGAAGGAGAUGCAGGAGGCGAGGCGGAUGGUGUUCCGCCUGCAGGCACUGCUGUUGCACGGUUCUCUCCCUGAAGAGGACCAGAGUUCAUCUCUGAGCUUCGGGGACAGUCGGGUCAACGCCGAACAGCAGCUGGUUCUAAUCCGCAGUCGUCUGGACCAAAGCACAGAGGAGACUCUUGAUCUCAAGAGGGAGCUCCUGAGACACAAGCAGGAGUCUCGCCACAUACAGGCCAUCAAGGAUGCACUCCAGCAGCGCAUGGCGGUGCAGGAGGAUGUGGUGCUCAACCUCAAGCAGGAGUUGCUGAGGAGCAACAUGACCAGGGACGAGCUGGAAGGGGAGAAUAGCGAGCUCAAACGAAAGCUGAGCGAACGGGACAAACUAAUAAUUGAAUAUGAGCAGCAGCUCGGGAAGAAGGAACGUCUGAUGCUACUGCAGCAGCAAAAGACAGAGGACUCUCAGCACAUCAAGUCACAUGACAUCAGCCGCGUACGGUCUUUUAGGAACGAGAACAGUGGCUACAACAACUCGGUGACGCUGAGCUCUGCACAGCUGUUCCAGCACACCGCUCCGGGGGAGGAGCUACAGCUGGUCAGGGAAGCCCUGCGCAGCCUGAGGGACAACUUCUCGGGUCACGACCCCCUCCACCACACGUUGGACACGCUGGAGCAGGGCGUGGCCAGCCUCAUGGACCGCCUGCACUCUGCCGACAGCCAGCGGAGGCAGGAGAAAGGGGAGGAAUAUCGAUCUCCGGGACGGCGAGCCAAUUCAACAGACCGCGAUUCCUGGCCGCCAUCAAAAAUAGCCCACUCCCACAGCAGCCCGGGGCUGAACUCUGCCGUCUGCACCAAAGUGCUGUACUUCACCGACCGCUCACUCACCCCCUUCUUAAUCAACAUCCCCAAGAGGCUGGGAGAAGUCACAUUGCGGGACUUUAAGGCGGCUGUGGAUCGCCAUGGCAGCUAUCGGUACCACUUUAAGGCCCUAGACCCGGAGUUUGGCACGGUGAAAGAGGAGGUGUUCCACGACGGGGCGGUGGUGCCUGGCUGGGAGGGGAAGAUCGUGGCCUGGGUGGAGGAGGACCACGGAGACCGGCGCUAGGGGCCAGCCAGACACACCACUGCCAUCGCCAUUACAGACCUCAGCCACUACCAGAGCCACCGCCAACCACACUGGGAGUCCCACCGGACGCACCCCGCCGAACCAGAGCCAGCGGGCGUCUGUCCGACCGCAAACCAAACCCGGGACCAAUGGAUGUAAACAAAAUCAAAAAAACAUUCCUACCACGAGACAUACUUUAAAACGACAGAAAGGGAUGGUUUCAUGUGGAGAGUUUAACUUAAGAUUUUGCUAUCACUUUAUUAUAUUGAACACAUAUUAGGCACUUUGACCGCAGCGCGUAUUUGGGUGCAUGUCCAUUGUGUCGCAUGACCCAUCAAGGAAUCGGUGCGGCGUCAGACUCAGACGAAGCUAACAAAUGAAAGUUUACAGCGCUGUGUUCUGUGUUCCACAGCGGUAGCUGGUGCCUAGUAUCUGAACCUAAGAAUAAAGAGAGUUUGUUCUGUUGUGUUUUUUUAAUGCCUAUUUUCAAUGUGAGUCAAUUGCCAAACCUCGAUAUUGUUGUACUUAAAAUCAUUUUGAGUCUUUUAAUAAAGAUGAACUGUC
Messenger RNA from Gadus chalcogrammus (walleye pollock), 2363 nucleotides. RefSeq names its product DIX domain containing 1a (gene dixdc1a). Lineage: Eukaryota; Metazoa; Chordata; Actinopteri; Gadiformes; Gadidae. The coding region runs from base 408 to 1799 and encodes 463 amino acids. The record is from RefSeq and is a predicted model, not a curated record. The transcript is spliced from 15 exons. Gene Ontology annotation, biological process: canonical Wnt signaling pathway. Gene Ontology annotation, cellular component: cytosol.